GUCAAGAAAAAAUUAAGUUAACAAACUUAAGCAUUAGUUAUUAACAUGAGCAUUUAGGUAUUAGGCAGUAGGUGUAAAUAAUUUAGAUAAAUAUUUUUUGAUUACAGACCACCGGUGUCUGAAGAAAUCGAAAAUCCAGGAAUUAGUGGUGAUAAGACACAAGUACAAUCAAAUCAAGUCAGUCAAAAUUGUGAUGAUAUUAUUAACAGCAGUGAAAACUCUGAAAUGGAUACUUUUGAAUAUUCCAUUGAAGAUUUUGAAGAAUUUCGACAAUUGCUCAAUCUUCUAAACACGUUGCUCAACAUACUGUUCCUCCCAAGUUGGACGUUAGAAGUAGCCCGCAUCUUAUUACAAGGGGCCAGGUAAACGUUUUUGGUAAUAUGGAGAGUAGUCCUGUCGUGAAAUCAAAGAGUACUUUUAUAGUGGAAUCAACACUGCAAUCGCAAGUUCCUCUUGUUGAACCUGAAUUACAGAUUCCUCUACCUGAGAAAUGUAAUGAAGAACCAUUUAUGGCCCAGUCAAGUCCCAUCGUAGACGGAAUCAACACGUUGGAAGAUAAUCAACAGUCGGAUUCCCAGGAAUCAUCAAGUUCCUCAUCCUCUUCCAGCUCGAGCUGUAAUACUUCUUCUUCGGACGGAUCCAGCUCAGAAGAUUCAUUCGACGAUGAUGAUGCUGGCCCCACUUUUAAUAUAAAUACAGAUGGCCAUGCGGAUGAGAGUUCUUCAAGUAAUGAUUCAACCGAACCUGAUGAUAACGCAGCUUUAAACUCAAAGAAAAGGAAAAGAAAUCAGAAUAAAUGGAAAAAGUCUGUGGCCAAAACUCUUCGCAAUUCAGGUCAAGAGCACUGCUCUAUCAAUGGUCGAAAGUUGCAACCAGCUAAAACAAUCCUUAAUGCAUGCGACGUUGAAAAAUGUCGAUUUAAAUAUGCUACUAAACUUUCCGAAGAGGAAAGGAAACUUUUGUUUGAAAAAUUUUGGGCAUUGGGAAAUUUGCACAAGCAGAGGAAUUACGUCUUAGGACACAUGCAGAGUAUACAGCCAUUAUCUCGCCGCUUGGUAUUAAAUCGACUAAAAACCCGCACCCUUAACUACUCAUAUUUAAAAAAAAAAAAUGAUGAACAGAUACUUGUGUGCUUCAAAUUUUUUAGAAACACAUUAGAUAUUUCUGAUAGGUUUGUAAGAACUGUAAAGGCUAAAAAUGACAACGGAUUUCUAGAGGGGGAAAAACGUGGCCUAAAACCAAGUAAUAUGCUUUCACAGGAACUAAAGAAUACCAUAAGAGAGCAUCUGGCUUCCAUUCCAACAGUCGAAAGUCAUUACGUUAGGGCAAAUACACAGAGAAAAUUCAUUGAUGGGGGAAAAAAUCUUUCAGAUUUGUAUAGGGAUUAUGUUGAGAUGUGUAAAACAAAUAACACUUCUUAUGGAAAAUAUUCCAUGUACCGCCAUAUUUUUCUCUUCGAAUUUAACAUGUCUUUUCACUCACCGAAAAAGGACCAGUGCCAAACUUGUGAAACGUUUAAAAACUCAAAUCCUGAAGAGAAAAUAGCUUUAAAUGUCAGUUACAAUGCGCAUAUAAAAGAAAAAGAACUUUCCAGAGAGGAAAAAAAAUAGAUGACACUGAUCAACGAUAAUUAUAAAGUCGCUUGCUUCGACUUGCAGGCCGCUUUACCCACUCCAAAAGGGGACAUUAAUUAUUUCUACUACAAAUCACGUUUAAAUUCAUAUAACUUUACCGUUUGCCAACUGGAACAAAAAGGAUUAGGACCAGUUCAAUGCUACUUCUGGCACGAAGGGGAAGGAAAACGUGGUUCCAACGAAAUUGGCUCAUGCCUUUUAGAUUACUAGCAGCCUCAGAGGUUUUUUUAAAAAAAACUUUUUUAAAAAAGGCUGCUAGUGAUUUUGAAUUUGAUUGACACAAAUUUAUUGUUGUCGGGCAUGGGCAAAAUGAAGGGGAUGCAAGUCAUUCCGUGAUAGAAAAAGCAAUUAAGAAAGCUCUUAAAAAUGGUCCCAUUUACGUACCCGCACAAUAUGCAACCAUUAUUAACAACGCAAAGAAAAAGGGUGUAAGAUUUGUUGUUAAUGAACUGGGACAUGGGGACAGAUUACAGGAGGGCAUUGCAAAUAAAGAAUUUAACCGAGACUCAAAUGGUGAAAAGUUUGACUUGUAAUAUUUCUAUCUAUCUAUUUAAAUGAUAUUUCUAUCAUCCGCUUUGAAAAGAACCACGUAGAUCGUUUCUUUUUUAAAACAUCUUAUAGCGACAUCAACUUUCGCUAUCUGAUUAUUAAUAAUGCUACAAAAACUAGAAAAUCGAUUCAAAAAGACAUAAGGGGAUUUAGUUUAUUGCCCGCAUAUACCCAAAGUAUUCCUAUUAAAAAAAAGAAAUUUGACGAUCUCCAGUCUCUUAUUAAAAAUAAAUCAAUUCCUCGAGCGCAUGCACCCUUUUUCGAAAACCUUCACCACAAAAAUUAAAAUCUGUACUGAAACAGAAGUCUACUUUUUUUGUUAAACAAAACAAAAUGUGUUAUUGAUCUCUGCAACUAUAAGACUGCUUAUUAAAUUUAGUUGUUGUUAGUCAAUAAGCGUUUAUUUUAGGUUUUUUAAAAUUUAAAUGUGUUUACUUGCUUUUGUUUACCACUUAAGCUACUACUGUUAUACCCACUAUUAAUAAGAAAAAAAUGUUGAAAGUGACAAAAAAAGUGAUGUUUUUUGAACUAUAAAGUUUUUUCAUUUUG
Molecule: messenger RNA, 2732 nt
Organism: Anthonomus grandis grandis
Lineage: Eukaryota; Metazoa; Arthropoda; Insecta; Coleoptera; Curculionidae
Exons: 4
Coding region: 381-1610 (409 amino acids)
Source: RefSeq, a predicted model, not a curated record